UGAGGAAGAUGAAUCAUGAUUCACAAAUCAGUACAGUGACUCGACAUCAUUGAACAACGCGGCCAUGACUCACGCAUCACCACUGAGCUUUCGGUAAACUGAGAUUGCAGCAGAGGAGGAGAGCCCCCCUCCCCAAACAGCUGAACUAUAGACAUCCUGCUAUUGAUCACUGGGAGGACAAACAGAGAAAACAUCGAGGAGCUUUAACUGAAAACAUAGAAGAACUUUCUUCAAGAAGUCACUAUGGCAUCCAUCAAUCCUCUCUCCAAGGCCAACAUCAGCUUCUCUCUGGCUAUGUUCAGACAGCUGAGUGAGGACCACAGAACUACAAACAUCUUCUUCUCUCCAUUCAGCAUCUCUUCAGCUCUGGCUAUGGUGAUGCUGGGAGCCAGAGGUGACACAGCCACACAGAUGGCUGAGUGUUUGAAGACCCAGGACUGUCAGGAGGAAGUCCACUCUCUGUUCCAACAACUACUGGAGGAGCUGAACAAGCCAAGAGCUGGGUUUCUGCUCAGUGUUGCUAACAGGCUGUAUGGAGAGCAGUCUUUCCUCUUCCUUCAGGAGUUCUUAAAACAAACCAGCAGCUGCUACAAUGCAGAACUGGAGUCUGUGGACUUUAGAAACAAAUAUGAAGAAGCCAGGAUCAAGAUCAACAGCUGGGUGGAGAAGCAGACCCAAGAUAAAAUCAAAGAUCUGGUGGGGGAAGGCAUUCUGAACAACACCACCACUCUGGUGUUGGUCAACGCCAUCUACUUCAAAGGAACCUGGGAUCAACAGUUUCUGGGUAUUCGGACUGAAAAUGCUGAGUUUAGACUCAAUAAGAAAGACAAAAGGCCUGUGAAGAUGAUGAGACAGGAGGCCAAGUUUCCUUAUGUUGAAAUUCCUGAAAUCGACUGUCAGAUCCUGGAGAUGCCUUACGAGGGGAAGGAGCUGAGCAUGCUCAUCUUUUUACCACGGGAAAUACUAGAUGAGAGCACAGGACUGGAGAGGCUGGAGAAACUAUUGACCUACGAUAAAAUCAUGGAGUGGACUUCUCCAGAAAAAAUGGAUCUGACUGAAGUCGAAGUGUGUCUUCCUCGAUUCAAGAUGGAGGAGAAGUAUAACUUGAAGAAAGUGCUGACUCGCAUGGGCAUGGUGGAUGCUUUUGAUCAAGCAAAGUGCAAUUUCUCAGGAAUAUCUGCAGCCAAAGAUUUAUACCUGUAUGAUGCCAUCCACAAAGCGUUUGUGGAGGUGAAUGAGAAGGGAACUGAAGCAGCUGCUGCCACUGGAAUGUUUAUGUGUAAUUCUUCUGGUAAUUUGAAACAGCAAUACUUUACUGCAGACCACCCUUUCCUCUUCUUCAUCCGUCAUAACUCCAGCAUGAAUAUUCUGUUUGCCGGACGCUUCUGCUGUCCUGAGUGAGAUCUGUGAUCUUCAAAGAAAACUCAGCCAGCUAAUAUUUACAUUUAUUGCAACAGCUGGAACAGAUUUCUUUAUGUCAAAAAUUGAAAUUUCCUUUUCUUUUCAGCAUUUAAGUUAAAAUUGUAACAUUUAAUAAAGCAGGAGUCCCAUUCAAACAUUUGUUAUUGUCCAUUUUUAUCAAAU
Messenger RNA from Oryzias latipes (Japanese medaka), 1584 nucleotides. Its product is annotated as leukocyte elastase inhibitor. Gene Ontology annotation, biological process: negative regulation of endopeptidase activity. Gene Ontology annotation, molecular function: serine-type endopeptidase inhibitor activity. The record is from RefSeq and is a predicted model, not a curated record. NCBI's taxonomy places the organism in Eukaryota, Metazoa, Chordata, Actinopteri, Beloniformes, Adrianichthyidae.